GCUGGGGGCGGGCCGGGGGCGGAGCGCGAGGCUCCGGCUGCUCUGGCGGCUCCCGCGGCUCCCGCGGCUCCGGCUGGCGGCUUCGGGCCCUGCACCUGUGAGUCUCGGCAGCCCUAGCCCUCCGCCCGCCCGGCGCCGCAGCCCCAUGGCCCCGUCCCGGCUGCAGCUCGGCCUCCGCGCCGCCUACUCCGGCAUCAGCUCCGUGGCCGGCUUCUCCAUCUUCCUCGUCUGGACGGUGGUCUACCGACAGCCAGGGACCGCGGCCAUGGGAGGGCUCGCAGGGGUGCUGGCAUUGUGGGUCCUGGUGACUCACGUUAUGUACAUGCAAGAUUACUGGAGGACCUGGCUCAAGGGGCUGCGCGGCUUCUUCUUCGUGGGUGUCCUCUUCUCGGCUGUCUCCAUCGCUGCCUUCUGCACCUUCCUCGUGCUGGCCAUCACCCGGCAUCAGAGCCUCACAGACCCCACCAGCUACUACCUCUCCAGCGUCUGGAGCUUCAUUUCCUUCAAGUGGGCCUUCCUGCUCAGCCUCUAUGCCCACCGCUACCGGGCUGACUUUGCCGACAUCAGCAUCCUCAGCGAUUUCUGACCCAGGGGGUGAGGUCUCUGUACCCCGGGGGGUCCUUAGGACCUGGACUCAGCCUCUGAGACGUUGGGAGAGGCUACUCCCACCCCCUGGGGACCCCAGAACUGUGGCAGAAAAUACACAGCAGGAUGAGUGUGGUCUCCCAGGAAGCUGUCCCACCCGUCCCCUUUGGGGGAGACCUGGGUGUGGUAGACAGGGGAUCCUGCCAUGUUGCUCAUCAGCCUGUCCAGAGGGCAGCUUUAGACCUCUUCAAAUGGAUGUUUUCUUUUCUUUUUUUUUUUUUUUUUGAGAUGGAGUCUUACUCUUAUCACCCAGGCUGGAGUGCAAUGGCACAAUCUCAGCUCACUGCAACCUCCGCCUCCCGGGUUCAAGCAAUUCUCCUGCCUCGGCCUCCCAAGUAGCUGGGAUUACAGGCAUCUGCCACCAUGCCUGUCAAAUUUUUGUGUUUUUAGUAGAGACGGGGUUUUGCCAUGUUAGCCAGGCUGGUCUUGAACUCCUGACCUCAGGUGAUUUUACCCGUCUCAGCCUUCCAAAGUGCUGGUAUUACAGGCGUGAGCCACUGUGCCCAGCCUGGAUCUGUUUUCUUAGCACGCAGUGAGGAAUCUUUGUAUGUAAGGCCAGGGCAACAAAGUCAAGAGGUUAAGGGGUAGGGCCAUGAGGCCUGGACCUAUGCUGCAGGCAAGGGCUUUCAUCCCUGCUGCCCUAGGCACUCUCUUCCCAAGGCCAGGGUGGGCACCUGGGGAGGUCAGUUCAGGAAUAUCUAGCAGAGACCUCUUAAGCCCCCAUCCCAGCACCCCAUCCUGUUGUUCCCAGAGCUGGUCUCCCAUGAGUGUGCUAGAGCCAGAUAGCCAUGGCCCCCCACCCAUCCCACUCACACACACAGGCAUCCGUAUACCCCGGAGGACUUCCCAAAUGAGGCCAGACUCAGGGUCAUGAGGAAUGUGCUCUCGCCCCUGGAAGGGCUUUGGGGCAGGGGGCAACAUGGCAGAGGCUGGAAGGAGCCCCCAAACCUGUUCCCAUGCCCCUCUAGCCCUGUGUUUCCACUCUGCCUUCUCAGAGUGCCCUUACUGCACCCAGACCACCGGCCAGGAGAGACCUUCUCUUCCACUCCAGCCCCUCACUGCCCUUCAACUAGAGCUUUCACCUUUUUACAUUUCCCUUCUGAAGGACACAAAUCUGCUUUCCUGCCCAUACACUGGCCCAAGGGCUCACCUAACUUGGGAGGGAAGGGGCUGUUGUUACAAGGAUGAUUUUAUGUUAGACUGCCAUUUUGCACGGUCUCCCCUUCCCACCUGAUGUGUCCUGCCCCUCAGCUCUUUGCCUUAUCUGUGUCACUGUCACUUUAGCAAAAAUACAGCGGCCAUUUGUAUCAGCCUCUGGUGGUUGCUUGUGAGGUGGGAAUCCUAUAGGGACAGGUGGACUUUGGGAGGAGUGGGCAGGGAGGGAGUGGUAGUGGCAAUUCUCGGGCUGCCUGAUUAAGCCAUUCCCCUAGUUCAGUUGUGCCCUGGAGGGCAGGGGACAGGGUCAGUCUCUCUGGGACUGGAGGCCCUCUUGCCUUGGCCCUCCUGGCAUGGGGUAACCACCAGCUCAGCUCUCCUCCUCCAACUCUCCUCUCUCUAGCACACCCCAGCCAGGGCAAGGAUGCCCACGGGCAUAGCUGCAGCAACCCCUGUGGGAUUUGGUGUCCACACCCAAGAGGCCAGGCCAGAUGGGAAAAGGAUUAACACCUCUUCCCUCACACCCUGCCAGGCUGCUGGGAGCUUGGGCCAGGUCUAAGGUAAUGAGGUGCUCCUCUUCCUGCUGGAAAAACCGGGCUGAUUCAGAACCACAAAGGCAGGUGCUGCCAGCCUGGCGCCUUCCUCUCUGCUUAGGCUGGGCGAGCUUGUCCAGGCCUGUGCCUCACCACUUCUCUCUUCUAGGCUCAACGUAUGCUUAAUCAGGCAUGGUGCAUCAGAGCAGGAAGGAACUAUCAACAGUGUAUAUACUUCUGGAGCCUUGUACUAACAAACAGAGGCCCCAGAAGACUAUUUGACUUACCUGAGCUUCCAGCUGGGACUUAAACCCAGGUGUGUCUGAGUCACAACUGUUUGGGGACGCCGUGGUGAGCUGGGGCUAAGCUCUUGUAUUCCCACGCCCCCACCCGACCCCCACUUCCACCAUAUCAGGGCUGGUCUCUGUGGACUCAGCCCAGGGCUGCCUCCUCUUUGUCACCCCAAAGUGGGGCAGCCAGGGAUAGCCAGGGUAUGUUCAGAAUGGGUUCUUCCUGCAGGGCACGAAGGGCAAAGAGUUAGAGGGGCUGCAGCCCAGACCACCCUGGUCCCUCCUCCGGCACUGACUCAGACCCACACUGUGCCGUGCAUCUGUGUGCCCUGCACACCCGCUUGACGGCACACUGCUCACUUCCGGGGGGGCCUUGCAGAGGCACUUUUAAAGCAAAUAAAACAUUUAUUGUUCAGA
Rhinopithecus roxellana (golden snub-nosed monkey) is the source of this 3040-nucleotide messenger RNA. It is a transcript of the gene SLC48A1, whose product is annotated as solute carrier family 48 member 1. The record is from RefSeq and is a predicted model, not a curated record. NCBI's taxonomy places the organism in Eukaryota, Metazoa, Chordata, Mammalia, Primates, Cercopithecidae. Gene Ontology annotation, cellular component: lysosomal membrane; plasma membrane. Bases 146 to 586 code for a protein of 146 amino acids. Gene Ontology annotation, molecular function: heme transmembrane transporter activity; heme binding. The transcript is spliced from 3 exons. Gene Ontology annotation, biological process: heme transport.